Messenger RNA from Protopolystoma xenopodis, 474 nucleotides. NCBI's taxonomy places the organism in Eukaryota, Metazoa, Platyhelminthes, Monogenea, Polystomatidea, Polystomatidae. The record is from the annotation of a GenBank genome assembly.
AUGUGUGUAUGGCAUGUGAGAACGUUGAAAGAGACUAACCAGAUCUCAGCAACCCUUGGGCUGAGAUGCAGACUUCCGCAAGUGUGCAUCAUUCCAAUUAAGCAGCAUGUAGCAACUGUUCCACGGCAACCAUGUGGCACUUGGUCAUUUUGUUCAGCCAGCCGGGCUAGACAAUGGCCUAAUUUCCCCGUUUACAGACUUGACAUUCCAGACUCAUCUUUCUGGCCGGUCGGCUGGAAUCGCUUUCAUCUGGCAUGCCGUGUCUACAAACUCACUCCGGCCCUAUUUCACCUGUCACAGCUUAACAUGCAUCGUCCGCUGCCAAAGGCAUUGGUACACAGCGGACACGGUAACUACACCAUUCGGUGGAUUUGUCUGCAAAUCGGAGAGGAACCGUGGCACCGCUUAGCCUCCAAUUGCAUCGACGAGAGAUUCACGUUGGCUGAGAAAGCGGAUAUUGUCAAAACGACAUAA